Centrocercus urophasianus (Greater sage-grouse) is the source of this 3555-nucleotide messenger RNA. RefSeq names its product G protein-coupled receptor 180 (gene GPR180). Lineage: Eukaryota; Metazoa; Chordata; Aves; Galliformes; Phasianidae. Bases 1 to 1302 code for a protein of 433 amino acids. The record is from RefSeq and is a predicted model, not a curated record. Gene Ontology annotation, biological process: G protein-coupled receptor signaling pathway; response to pheromone. The transcript has 9 exons.
AUGGGGUGGCGGCUGCUGUGGCUGCUGUGCGCCGGGGGCGCCGCCUGGAGCAAGACGCUGCGGGGCGGAUUCGUCAGCUCCGCCGCCCGGCUGGAGCCUUGGCGGCCCGUGGCGCGCUUCCAGUUCCGCGGUGACCAUGCUGUUCUGUGUGUCCGAAUCACCGAUGUAGCAGCAGCUGUAACAAAAGAAGCCAGACUUCACCUGUUUCAAGCACAGGAGUGGCAGAAGCUACAGAAUCACAUCCAGGAUCACAGAUGUACAGAAAAAUUCUCUAAAGCUCAACUGACAAUGACUGUGAACCACACAGAACAAAAUCUGACAGUGUCCCAGAUUCCUUACCCGGAAACAUGGUAUGUGUUUUAUGUAGACAAGUUUACCUGCGAGGAGAAUUAUUCUGAAUCCGAGGAUAUUCAGUUUGAAAUGGUCUUACUAAAUCCAGAUGCAGAAGGGAAUCCAUUAGAUCACUUUAGCGCAGGGGAAUCUGGAUUACAUGAAUUCUAUUUCCUGCUUGUCCUAGCAUACUUUGUAACUGCUUGCAUAUAUGCACAGUCUUUAUGGCAGACAAUUAAGAAGCACGGACCAAUGCAUACUGUAUUAAAAAUGCUCUCAAUUGCAUUACUAUUGCAGGCUGGUUCAGCUUUUGCCAACUACUUGCAUUUCUCAAGUUAUUCCAAGGAUGGAAUAGGAGCACCUUUUAUGGGAAGUCUGGCAGAAUUGUGUGACAUAGUCUCUCAGAUACAAAUGCUUUAUUUGCUGUUGAGUCUAUGUAUGGGUUGGACAAUAGGCAGAAUGAAGAAAUCUCAUAGCAGACCUCUUCAAUGGGAUUCCACUCCAACAUCUACUGGCAUUGCUGUAGUAGUUGUUGUUACACAGACCUUUUUAUUAAUUUGGGAACAGUUUGAAGAUACUAAUCAUCACAGCUACCAUUCACACCAUGGCUUAGCAAGCGGACUGCUUAUUGGCCUCAGAGUUUGCCUAGGUUUGUCACUGGCUGCUGGUCUUUAUCAGAUCAUCACAGUGGAGAGAAGCACGCUGAAAAGGGAGUUCUAUAUCACCUUUGCUAAAGCCUGCAUUCUCUGGUUUUUGUGCCACCCAUGUCUUGCAACCGUUUCUGUAAUAUUCAGAGAAUAUCAAAGGGAAAAGAUUAUUACCAUAGGUGUUAUCCUCUGUCAGUGCAUCUCCAUGGUUAUCCUCUACAGACUUUUUCUCUCUCAUAGUCUAUACUGGGAAGUAUCUUCACUGUCAUCAGUGACAUUGCCACUGACAGUAUCCUCUGGACAUAAAAAUCGACAUCGCUUCUGAGAUGUUUAGGAAGAAUAUGUUAUGUAAAAAAAAAAAGUGCAAUAAUGAUCUAAAUAUGCAGGUAUUUUUGUCACAGGUAUGUGAUACAUUGGUUUCACUGGAAAACUGGGUGAUAGUAUCAGAGCAUUUCAUGGAACUUUGGUCUGACACGCUCCGUAGGUUAAUUUGUUACAGUAUUGUUAAGUGGAAAAAUCUGUAAUUUGAGUGAUUUCCUAAAGAUGAUGUGUGUGCAGCACGGGUGCUGAGCCAUAUCACAGGAAAGUGUAAGGAAUCUUUCCUCUCUCAUUUACAGCCACAAAAAAUGUCCUUACUUUAUUUCGAUACUAGGUUUGAAAGUCUUAUAAAAUACGGUUCUUAAAAUGUCUACAAGCUCAAACAAGUCUGAUAUAGGCCAGUUGUGAAAUUGAUGUGAUAGCUUAUGAUGAAUACAAGUUUUUUGGUUUUGUUUUUUUUUUCAUGUUUUAGGAAAAAGAUGCAUUUUAUGUAUAAGUAUAAAGGAAAUGGAAACAAAAGAGGGAAAGUCCACUAAAAACGUAUAUAAAAUGUUUACAGCCAUCUACAGGAAACUUUCCUUUAUCGUUGGUGUGAAAUAAAAGCUUUUUUUUGCAGUUACUGUUCAUAUUGGUUAGAACUGUGAUGAGGAUGGGAACAGAGUUUGUGUUUUCCUCUUUUGAAGUAAAUGCGACUGAAAAUUUCACCUAGUAGUGAAGAUCUAAACAAUAUUUGAGGCUUAAGAAGAUACAGCAUCAUAAAGGUAAUUAAAACAGCAGGCUCACAUUAAAAAAAAAAAAAAAAAAAAAAAAGCCAAGAGAAAGAAAUGGGUGAUGUGGCACUAGAAUUUUAAUCCUGAUAUAAUUCAUUUCUCUUACAUUGAGGAUUCAAUCAUAAUUAAGCCAUAUACACAGAUUAAAUUAACAGAAGCAUUUCAUAUAAAUGUUGGUUUCAGUCAUCAACUACCCAUGAAUUCCUGCCCAAGGAUACUUAAUCAGGAUUAAAUUUUCUAUGAAUAAUUGAAAAACAAAAUACUCACUGGAUUUGUUAUAAUCCAUGUUGGCACUGAGUUCUAAGUAGUUGCCAUCUUCCAUCCAUUGUAAUAAAGCCAUACUACUUUGUGAUGCCCUCGCAUUCAGAAAAACAGUGUAAAUAUAUACUUUAUUGAAGUGCCUAUUUAUUGAGAAUGAUUAGAUCAUGCUGACAUUUUCCUUCAUAACAAGAACAUACCUAUUACCGUUGUGACUGCAGUCUCUCUUGGAUUUUCUUUAAUUAUUUGUCGUAGUUUAGCCUUCUUCCCAUGAACGUGUGUCUCUUCACAAUACUGAUUUUAUUUUCAGGUAAAUUAGCGUUCGUUUCUUCUUAAUGGUAUGCAUCUAAUUAUGCCUCUAUGAAAACGUGAAGACACCAGUGUUCUAGCUUCAAAACAGCCCUAACUUUUCAUUCAUGUUUGCCUCAGAUGUGAGCAUAGUUGAAACAUAAGUCUAUUCCAUUUCAGUUUAGAGGUGAAAGUAGACAUUUGCCUUUGACUAAGGCGAAAUGGCAACAUGACAAAGUUGCUCAUUAAAUCAUCUCCUUUCUUAUUGUUUGUAAUUCAGAUCAAGAAUGGCAGGUUGAGGCUGGAAAAGAUGAGAUAUUAUGAUUUCACACAAUCUUCAGAAUGAUUAAAAGAUUAAUUAUUACAUUCCUCUGAUAACCACACAAAAAUAUUAUUGGUUAAAACUUCAGUCUUUAUUUCCCUGCUUAUCUCUGUACUUUUCAUCUUCUCAAGAAAAAAGCAUCCUGUUUUUGAUAAGUCUCCAAUAAUGCAGCAGAAGAGUUCUAUCUGUCCUCAUGUAUAAGACAUGAAAUUCACACAUAAAAUAGAGUUUUCUAAUAGACACAAGAGCUCCUUUAUAGUUUAUGAUCUGUCACGAUUAAAGUUUUAACCUAUGCAGAAAAACUGCAUGUGACUUUCAGAAUAGACACUCUGUUUUAUUCUUCAAGUGUAUUUUCUUGCUUCCUGUAGUAGCUCUGACUUCAACCUGUUCGUAUUAAAGUAAAUGGUAUCUUAAUUUUACCUUCUAAAUAUACCCUGCAACAAUUCAUAAAAGACAUUCAGAAUUCAUUGUUCAUCUGGGUAUAAAUGCAUAGUAUAAGAUGUUGUCUCUUAAUCUUUUCCAGAUUGCCCCAUAAAUCAACAGGUAGCAUUAUUCUUUUAGUCUGGCAUCAAAUCCAGUGAUUUGAAAAUAAAAUUUCAAUUUUACUAUUAAUGAAACUGCA